This is a messenger RNA of Alternaria postmessia, 1749 nucleotides long. RefSeq lists its product as uncharacterized. The transcript has 5 exons. Gene Ontology annotation, molecular function: 1-acylglycerophosphocholine O-acyltransferase activity; 1-acylglycerol-3-phosphate O-acyltransferase activity. The record is from RefSeq and is a predicted model, not a curated record. NCBI's taxonomy places the organism in Eukaryota, Fungi, Ascomycota, Dothideomycetes, Pleosporales, Pleosporaceae. Bases 1 to 1749 code for a protein of 582 amino acids. Gene Ontology annotation, cellular component: endoplasmic reticulum; membrane. Gene Ontology annotation, biological process: glycerophospholipid biosynthetic process; lipid modification.
AUGUUGCCCUACAUCAACGCACCUUUCGAAUAUGUGGCCGGUAUACUUGGAAACUCGGCUGAUGAGCUGAAGCUCGUCUUCUCUUUUUACCUGUCCUAUCCCUUGGCUGCUGUCCUAAAAAGGAUACCGGACAAGGAUCCAUGGAAGAAGAAUGUUUUCGUAAUAAGCGUUUCCAUGUUCUACCUUGUUGGACUAUUUGACCUGUGGUCCGGCCUGCGGACCAUAUUCAUCAGUGCCGGCGGUGCCUACCUCAUCUCCUCUAAAGUCCACUCCCCGUACAUGCCAUGGAUCGGCUUUGUCUUCCUUAUGGGCCACAUGUCGGUGAACCACAUCUACCGACAGGCCGUCAACGAUCCAUCUGUUUUCGACAUCACAGGAGCUCAAAUGGUCCUGGUCAUGAAGCUCACUGCCUUCUGCUGGAACGUUCAAGACGGUCGACUUCCUGACUCUGAACUUAGCGAAGUCCAGCGAGAUCACGCUAUCCGGACUAUGCCCAGCAUUCUCGACUACAUCGGCUACGUCUUCUUCUUCCCUGCUAUCAUGGCCGGCCCAGCUUUUGACUACGCCGACUACAGCCAAUACAUCACCACGACUAUGUUUACCCUCCCCCCAGGCACUGAUCCAUCCAAAGCACCACCAACACGCAAGAAGCGUAAGAUUCCUCGCAGCGGCAUGCCUGCAAUUACAAAAGGUGUAUACGGUACUCUCUGGCUUAUCGCAUUCAUUAAAUUCUCAAGCUGGUACUAUCCAGCUUUCUUCCUCGGUGGCGAAUACAUGCAAUACAACUUCUUCCGUAGGAUAUGGCAGCUCUAUAUGCUCGGCCUCACUACUCGCAUGAAGUACUAUGCAGUUUGGAGUUUGUCUGAGGGUUCAUGCAUUCUUUCAGGAAUCGGCUACAACGGCCUUGAUCCCAAGACUGGCCGACCCAAGUGGGACCGUCUCACCAACAUUAUGCCACUCGAGAUCGAGAGUGCGCAGAAUGCUCGCGCUUACCUUGGCUUUUGGAACAUCAACACCAACAACUGGCUGAAGAACUACAUGUAUCUUCGAGUCACACCAAAGGGCAAGAAACCUGGCUUCAGAGCUACUCUAGCGACCUUUGUGACCAGUGCGUUCUGGCAUGGCUUUUACCCCGGCUAUUACCUUGCGUUCGUUCUAGCUGCAUUCGUACAAACUGCUGCAAAGAAUGGCCGCCGUUUGAUACGCCCACUAUUCAUGACGCCCGACGGAAAAUCGCCACUACCCUCGAAGAAAUACUACGACCUGUUUACCGUUAUCCUCACACAGACUGUUUUCGCGUACGUGGUCGCACCCUUCAUCCUGCUCGGCUUCUCCGAUACCAUAAAGGUCUGGGCAAGGGUCUACUUCUACACCCUCAUUGGCGUCGCCGCAUCCUUCGCGUUAUUCUCGCGGUCGUUCCCUUUCCGAAAGCAGCUCGUUCAGCGCCAGUCGGCACGUACACCACAGCCCGCAGCCAACAACUUCGACGACCCUGCGAUCGAGAAGGCAGCACGUGAGGAAAUCCGAAGAGAAAGGCUAGCAAGGACCAACUCGGCAGAUAGUGUUGCAGGCCAUGCUAAGAUGCCUCUCUUGGGUAUUGCAGACGACCCUGAAGCAGAAAUUGACGAGAUAGUAGCAGAAGUCAAAGCAGAGAUCGAGCAGAGGAAGAGGAGGGGUAGUGUGAUGCAAGGGUUCGACGUCAAGAAAGCCGUGCAAGAGAAGCUGAAGCAGUUUAACAAAAAGGGGUAG